AUGCCCCCGUCUGGAUUCUACACCGGAUAUCUAGAGAAAAAACACAAAUGUAACUGGAAAUGCUACCUUCCUAACAACAAUUGCAAAUUGAGGCAAAUAAAACCAGUUCCGAAUUUGACUCGUCUCUUGGAGGAGUCGAGGCUCACGAAUUCAUUGAGCAGGCUCCGUGAUGUUUUCAAGAAAAAGUCGUCUCCGUGUGAAACUGAUGUGAACAGCAAUGCUGAGCACAUUGGUGGCGAAUCAAUUUGGGGUAAAAUUCAGCGUAUGUCAGUUUCCAAUUGCCAGAAUCGAAUGAAGGGCGGAAGAGACGGAACAAGAGAUGUUGAUAAACCAAUCUAUAACUCUUGCCUCGAAUGCUUUGCCAUUUCAGUUUGCCAGGCUCUUCUUGCCUGCCCUCCAUUUGUGAGAUAUGUCAAGGAGAAAAUUGCAGAAACCAAAUUGGACAUGCAUAUGAAGUCGCUAGUUGCACAAUUUGCUGCUCAUUCUAUUCCAGCUGCCGGUUCAGGAGACUGGCCUCGUGUUUCAAUUUCAAAGCUGCUUAAUAGUAUUCCAGGAGGAUUUAAUGGAAAGUGCCGUGAAGAUGCUGAAGACUGGUAUAGACAACUUUCCAAAGAGUUUUACGACGAGACAUUUGGACAAGUUUCCGCUUAUUACAAAACCGUCUGCCACGAGUGUGGCAAAUGCAGAGAAAUAAAUGAUAAAAGUCCUAGAGUUCAACUGAGAUGCCCAGAUCUUGAGAUUACAGCUGCGAACAUUGAGUCCAUGCUGGCGGUAACUGGAAAUGAAAUCGUUACGUGGGAGCAUGACGGAUGUGAAAACACGACAUGUAGAGAAACCACUAGAUACGAAUUUCCUGAUGUCAUCCUCGUCUCCGUGGACACUUUCCAAGAUGGCAAUAGACAUAUCGGAAAGGAGCUGGAGUUCUUUCCAACUGAAGAUUUUUCACCAAUUUCGGUAAACAACGACGAGCCUGACAUAUUUCACCUUGGUGGUGUCAUCUACUUCAGAACGUUCAAUUGUUUUCGCGAUGAGAGCAGCGGUCACUAUAUGGCACGUGUUUAUCAUCACGGGAAUGUGUUUCUGGCGGAUGACAACAGAAUUUACGAGCAGAACAUCAACAGACCAACGGAACCAGCCAACUCGGUUCCAUAUUUUGCGUUCUACUACAGACAGCGUCGUGCUGGGCGUUUCUAA
Molecule: messenger RNA, 1194 nt
Organism: Caenorhabditis elegans
Lineage: Eukaryota; Metazoa; Nematoda; Chromadorea; Rhabditida; Rhabditidae
Gene: F35B3.3
Product: USP domain-containing protein
Exons: 10
Coding region: 1-1194 (397 amino acids)
Biological process (GO): ubiquitin-dependent protein catabolic process; protein deubiquitination
Molecular function (GO): cysteine-type deubiquitinase activity
Source: RefSeq, marked reviewed